Messenger RNA from Silurus meridionalis, 2274 nucleotides. RefSeq names its product DET1 and DDB1 associated 1 (gene dda1). Gene Ontology annotation, cellular component: Cul4-RING E3 ubiquitin ligase complex. Gene Ontology annotation, biological process: positive regulation of proteasomal ubiquitin-dependent protein catabolic process. NCBI's taxonomy places the organism in Eukaryota, Metazoa, Chordata, Actinopteri, Siluriformes, Siluridae. The transcript has 5 exons. The record is from RefSeq and is a predicted model, not a curated record. Bases 321 to 635 code for a protein of 104 amino acids.
CAACCCACCGCCCUCUGUUAGCUGCAGUGCCCCGGCUAGUCAUACGUACAUUCACUGUGUUAUUACACUUAUUUUAUUUAAAGCGGAUUUCAUUACUGUGUUUUACUGUGAGUUUGGCCAAGAAAACAAAAACAAGACUCGGAUUCGACCUGGAUGUACGACACGUCGAUCUCGGUCACUUUGUCGGUAUAAAAUUAGUUUUGGCCCUGUGCUUGUUUGUGCUCCAGCAGCUAGCCGUGUAAUCCAGUGUUUGCUGCGAGAGCGCCUGGAACUGAGGGCUUCCCAAGGCAGCACUCGUCGAUCCUAUUCACAAUAUCACGAUGGACAAAGCGGAUUUCCUGAAAGGUCUUCCAGUCUACAACAAGACCAACUUCAGUAGAUUCCACGCAGACUCAGUGUGCAAAGCAUCGAACAGAAGACCAUCAGUUUAUCUACCAACACGAGAAUAUCCAUCAGAGCAGAUUAUUGUCACAGAGAAAACAAAUAUUCUUCUGCGCUACCUUCACCAACAGUGGGACAAAAAGAAUGCAGCCAAGAAGCGGGAACGGGAGCAAGAGCAGGGUGAAGGAGGGAGUCCUGCACCUUCACGCAAAAUUGCGCGGACCGACAGUCAGGAAAUGAACGAAGACUCCUAAACUGGAUUGUUACCCAAUAGCACAGGGACAGGCACAAAUAAAUAAAUAAAAAAAAGAAAGAAAGAGAGCCUUUUCAGAAUAAUACAUGGUCUACAUUUCUUGUAGACACCUGCACACGAGACUGGCUUUAAAAUGAAAGAGAAAAGUGAGACCUUUUUAUGUUGGGGUUUUUUUUUUUUUUUUUUUUUUUAAUUGAGCGCUUCCUGUCAAACUGUCCCAUUGUGCAUCCUUGCAGCCUGGUGAUAAACACUUGGGGUCACUGUUAGCUUCCACUGCCAGAAUCUGUGGACUUGGUGCACUGACGUUUGCUCAGGUAGAGUAAGGAGACUUGAUUGCUGGCCCUAAGAUACACUUCAAAACGCAGGAAUUUAUCAAUGUGUGGCAAACUUAGAAGGCAUCACACAGUGUUGUGUGUGUGUGUGUGUGUGUGCAAAUUUUAAACCCCAGUUUAAGUCAUUCCCAUUAGCUCAGCUGUGAAUUUCUUUUUGUGCCGAGAGGCACGUCAGUUCAUAGACACGUGGUAAUUAAAACCUUUUGUUUGGACAAAUUUAGACGUAGGAGUAUUGAUAGAAGUGGUAUCUUCCAAGCUUGUGCCUAAUUGUGCAUGAAUGCACUGUUAAGCUUUUGAUCUUUCGUAUUGAUCAUGUCUUGGACACCGUUUCAGUGGAACUGUCUUGAUUAUUUUAAAUUACUCACCAAAUAUUCAAUCAAAUUUGGGUCUUCUCUUGAAGCUGUAAAUGAUGUUGAGGAAAAUGAGUAACGCUGUCCAUCUUUUUUGGCUCUUUGCACAUUCUAAGGCAGUUGGAUUUUCACUGAAAAUAUGAUUUCAAACCCUGUGUGUGACCAGUUCGGGUAUUCUGGUGUUCCCCUGCACAUGAUUGUUAUACUUCAAAAAUGGCAAAUCUAGUUUGUUAUAUACUGUAUGGACAAAAGUUUGUGGACACCUGACAAUAAGAUUUGUAUAGUAAAGAGGUCUGGGGUGCAUUCCGCUUUACAAUUUAUCCCAAAGUUGUUCAGUUGGGCUGAGGUCAGUAUUCUAUAGCAGCCCAUUCAAGAUCGUCCACUCCAAACACUCAACCAUAUAUUCAUGGAACUCACAUUGUGUACAGGGAUAUUGUCAUGCUGGAACAGGUUUGGGGCUCUUGGAUCACGUAAAGGAAAAACUUAAUGCUACCUCAUCCUUAGACAGCUUAUACAUUUGCAUGCCUCCAACAUUGUGGUAUCAAUUUGGGGAAGAACCACGUAUAACUGGAGAAAUCAGGUGUCCCAAUACUUUUGUCAAUAUAGUCUAUGUUGGCGUUCAGUGCCAUGCUUUGGUUCUACGCUUGGCCUUCAAGCACUAAUCAGAGCUACACUACUAUCUUUUAUUUGCUCGAGUAAACAUGAAUGGGAUAAAAAUGUUUCAAUCAGAUAUGUUUGUGAUACAGCAACAGGUAACAUCUGUUUAAAUCGUUUUCUGCAUGUGGCCCUCUUGUUUUUAAUUAAAAUCUAUCCUGUUCAUGGUGUUUACACCAAUGACUAAACGCAAUGUGAAGAAAGGCUAAGGUGUCAGUAGUUUGUCUUUAAGUAUUCCUUUUCCCCCUUCACUGCAAAGUUUUGUUGUGUGUUUGUUGUAUUAUUAAAAUUUUGCAAUGCAGAA